Messenger RNA from Coffea eugenioides, 4287 nucleotides. RefSeq lists its product as uncharacterized. NCBI's taxonomy places the organism in Eukaryota, Viridiplantae, Streptophyta, Magnoliopsida, Gentianales, Rubiaceae. Bases 1 to 4287 code for a protein of 1428 amino acids. The transcript is spliced from 6 exons. The record is from RefSeq and is a predicted model, not a curated record.
AUGUCGGAAAUUCAACGUUUUGCUGCCCCAUUCGCUUUGGUGGGCAAAUUUUCCAGGGGCCGCCCAGAUAUGGAGGCCAUUCUUAGGUUCUUCAAAACGUUAGAUUUGAAGGAGCCCGCUUCCUUGGGAUUACUGGAUAGGAGGCAUGUGUUGAUUCGCUUACAGAACGAGGCGGAUUAUUAUCGUAUAUGGUCGCGUAACAUCUGGAUUUGCCUGGUAGGGUGUGGGUGUCGGUUGGCGAUAGAAUGGGUUUCUGGCAAGAUCUCAUACCCGAACACCUUCCAAGAUAUUGCAGUCAUUGUCUCCACCAAGGUCAUGCCGAGGUGGAGUGCUGGGUUAAAUAUCCAGCUCUCCGGGUUGAGCAAGCCGGGGGCACACAAGGAGGAUCUCGUAGAUCAGGUUGGAGGGGCUGGUCAGCCUGUUGGGUCGCCAGAAGGGGAGGGACAAGUAGCGUUGGUGGAGGAGUUGACCUCUGGUGGGCAAGACAGCGUCGUCCAGGGGGCGCCUCCUGUUGCGGCAUCGGCAGGGAGAAACACAGAGGAAUGCAUCGUGGACAGGGACGGUUUUAACGAAGCUACCUGUGAGGAAGAGGAAGGUGUGUUGAUAGGCAGUCAGGGGGAGCUGGAGACGCUGGUUGAGGAUGCAAUGCAGAAUGCGGCAGUAGCAGAGUUGGAGCGCAUUGCAGAUCGUGUUGUUUGCGAGCAAGGCAGUGAGGAGGGGGAUGAUGGGCCUCGCAUCGAAGUGGUUCUUGUGGAGGAGAUGCGGAUGCGGAUGGCGGUUCAAACCAUAGCUGGGAAUUUGUCCCCGAGAGGGACAAGGUGGGCGGAUGAUACGCACACCAUGGCGCACUCUUUGGAGCCUCCGUUGCGGGUGAUGGAUGACACGUUCAUGAAGGUAAAGCCCAAAGCCAAAGGUGCCCGGGCUAAUGUCCCCUCGGAUAGGGAGCUUCGUUCUAAGCUUUUAGUGAUCUGUGAAACACAUGUGCAUGUGUCGCGGGCUGAGGAAUAUCGUAUUAGAUUGGGCUUUGACUGUUUGAGACUUCACUCGGCGGGUUUGUUAUGGGUUUUUUAUCAAGCUCCGUUUAAUUGCUCCGUGAUGGGCGAGGGAGAUCAAUUCUUGUCUCUGAAGCUUGGACACCCGCAGUUACCGGUUUCGUUUGAUGUUGCUGUCGUGCAUGCUGCUUCUACGGUGGAGGCACGCAGGGGUCUUUGGGACGGGUUACUCCGAUGCAAUCCAGGGAAUCAGCCUUGGAUUAUUGUAGGGGAUUUCAAUGUGAUAUUGGAACCUGAGGAAAAGAGAGGGGGGCGUCUCUUUCGGGUGGCUGAAGCUAGGGACUUUGUCGAGUUCAUGAGUUCUGCGGGGUUGGUGGAUGGGGGCUACUCAGGGUCAAACAUUACUUGGUGUAAUAAUCGCCAUGGUCGAGCGAGAAUUUGGAAGAGGUUAGACCGCCUUUUGUUGAACACGGCGUGCUUAGAUGUUCAUCUAGCUGUGGCGGUGUCACAUUUGGCGCGUUACCCUUCCGAUCAUGCUCCGCUCCUUAUGGCGGUGUCAACCCGUUUGGAUGGUAAACCCCGGCCUUUUCGAUUCAUAAACACUUGGGCUGAUCAUGAGAAAUUCUUGGGGGUGGUAAGAAAGUCCUGGGAGCAAGAGUGCACGGGGCCGCCUUUGCACGUCCUAUGCUCGAAGUUACAACGGUUAAGGAAUUGUAUUCAAAGAUGGAAUAGAGAAAGGGUAGGGAAUUUUUCUGCCAAUGUUCGGGAGGCGGAGGCAGAGGUGGCACGGUUGGAGCAAGCUAUGGAGGAUGGGGGCACAGAGGAAGCUCAGAUGUGUUUACAGCAGGCUCAGGCUCAUCUUAGACGAGCUCUAAGCAUGGAGGAAUCCCUUUGGAAGCAGCGGUCCAGGGACAGUAAUCAGGAGUGGGUGACUGAGGAUGAGUUGGUAGGAGCUGAAGCUGUCAGAUUCUUCUCCGCACUUUUUUCGAGAGAGGUGGAUUCCCCUUCUUCGGUGUCGCUUUGGGUCAUUCCGCCCUUGCUAUCGGAGGAAGACAAUGUGAUCGUACAAGAAGCGCCUUCCAUAGAAGAGGUUCGGCAGGUGAUUUUUGAAAUGGACGGGGAUAGUGCUGCUGGGCCCGAUGGUUUUACUGGAAAAUUUUUCACCUCCUCCUGGGACAUAAUUGGGGAAGAUGUAUAUCGCGCUGUAUUUAGUUUUUUCUGUGGGGAGAUUCUGCCCAGGCGAGUGACUGCUACGUCUCUAGUCUUGUUGGCAAAGGUUGCACGUCCUAAGGAUUUUUCUGAGUUCCGUCCGAUCAGCUUGUGUAACUUUGUCAACAAGUCAAUAUCUAAGCUUCUGGCGAAUCGUCUUGCGUCCGUCCUUCCUAAGAUAAUUUCUGAGAACCAGAGUGGCUUCGUCCGGGGACGGGUAAUUUCUGACAAUUACUUAUUAGCUCAGGAAUUGAUCUCAUCGAUUGGACGGGGUGCAAGGGGCGGUAAUGUUGCUUUGAAGCUAGAUAUGAUGAAAGCUUAUGAUCGAGUUGGGUGGCCUUUCUUGAUUAAUGUGCUCAGAGCGUUUGGAUUUGGAGAGCAGUGGAUAGAUAUGGUUUGGAGGUUAAUAUCAAAUGUCUGGUUCUCUGUUGUUGUUAAUGGGGCAUCGUACGGCUUCUUUAAUUCGACUCGGGGGCUUCAUCAAGGGGACCCCCUUUCUCCUGCGCUGUUUAUCAUUGGGGCUGAGGUAUUGUCGAGGUCGCUGAAUAAGCUGCAGAGUCAUCAAGGUUUUCAGGGGUUUCGUGUCCCCAGGGGUUGUCCUCUAGUGUCUCAUUUGGGGUACGCGGAUGAUGUUUUGGUCUUCUCCAGUGCCUCAAUGAAGUCUUUGAGGUUAGUGAAGCAGGUGUUAUCUGAGUAUGAGGCGGUUUUCGGGCAAAGGAUUAAUGAGAGGAAGAGCUAUUUUUUGGUGCACCCGAAGGUCUCUCCUUCCAAGCGAUUGGGAAUUCAGAGGGUCACGGGGUUCUCAAUAGGUUGUUGUCGCAUGGUGGCGGCUUCACCCCCUAAAUCUGUUUUCAAGGAGCUUGAAGGUAUUUUCUCUAAUUUUCUGUGGGGGUCGACUGAGGAAGGUCCCAAACACCAUUGGAUUCGGUGGAAGGAUUUGUAUGUGUCGCGUGAAGAAGGGGGGGUGCGUCUUCUAGAGGAUAUUCACAGGGCCUUCUCCAUCAAGUUAUGGUGGAAUUUUCGUUCCAGGUCUUCAUUGUGGGCCUCAUUUAUGCAUGCAAAGUUUUGCCGCAUGGCGUACCCCAACCUGGUAUUUUCUAGGAAAGGGUCAGAGGGAUGGAGAAGGAUGGUCAAAGUCCGAGCUCUGGCGGAGAGGCACAUUGGAUGGAUCAUCCGGUUUGUGAGCUCUAAUUUUUGGUUUGACAAUUGGCUAGGCACUGGAGGACUGGCCGACCGAUUGGAUAGCGUGUCGGACCACAAGGUGGCGGACUUUGUACAAAACGGUGCCUGGGACAUCGACAGAGUUUCACAAUGGGUUCCUCCGGGUAUUGUUGAGGAGGUUGGCCGAAUUCUUCCACCUAAAGGGUCGCUUCCGGACUUAAUGAUUUGGCGCCCGGAGCCAUCGGGUUGUUUUACGCUCAAGACAGCUUUUUCCUUGAUUCAGCAUCAUUCUGGGUCUUCGCCACUAUUUAAUCGUAUUUGGCAUCCAGGGGUGCCUCUGAGGGUUUCAUUUUUCCUUUUGCGGCUAUUACGGGACCGUCUCCCCUUGGAUUGUUCGUUAUGGAGGUUGGGGAUACAUGGACCCUCUCGUUGUUCGUGCUGCCCAUCUCCUGAGCUUGAGACUACAGAUCAUGUGUUCGAUGCUGGGGUUAUGGCGCAGUAUGUUUGGAGGUUCUUCGGGGCUCCGAUUGGGGUAGGUUGGUCAGGGUCUUCGUUUCGCGUAUGUAUGGCAGCCUGGUGGGAGGUUCGGCAAUGGAGUAAGCCUUUGAGGUUCAUACAUCAGGUUGUCCCUUUGUUGAUAUGCUGGCAUCUUUGGAAGGCUCGUAACGGUAUGAAGUACGAGGGUAAGAGGAUUGUGGGGGCACAGGUAUGUCGAUUAAUCUUUUCAGAGAUGCUUCAGUUGUUCAGGAUUCAGUUUCCGGAUUGCCGGGUUCCGUCAUGGUCGUGGGAUCAGUUCUAUUUGGCCAUAUCGACAUGGAAAAUGGUGUUUUCCCAUAGGUUGGUUAGAUGGGUGCGUCCUGUCCACGGAAGUCUAAAGCUUAACACGGACGGUUGUUCUAAGGGUAACCCUGGCUUGAGUGGAUGA